Molecule: messenger RNA, 837 nt
Organism: Armigeres subalbatus
Lineage: Eukaryota; Metazoa; Arthropoda; Insecta; Diptera; Culicidae
Exons: 1
Coding region: 1-837 (278 amino acids)
Source: RefSeq, a predicted model, not a curated record
AUGGGAAGCGGCCCGAAGCUGGAUGCAAAUAGUAUCUGGUUCAAGGGUCCUUUAUUCCUACAGUUACCGGAGGAAGAAUGGCCAGCUCAAAGAAUACUAUCAUCACCUACGGAAGAAGAGCUGCGACCAUGCUACGCUCUCGGGGUGUUUUAUGUUCCGGGACCUCUUGUAAAGUUGGAGCGAUUUUCUCAACUCGACAGAGCAAUACGCGCCGUUGCCUACGUGUUUCGUUAUCUUCAUAACCUCAAGCGAAACAUCUCACGAGAGGAAAGAUUAGUUGGUCCAUUAACUUCAGAAGAGCUCCAGAAAGCAGAAAGUCUUCUCAUCCGAGAAGCACAGUGGCAGGGGUUUCCAGACGAGAUAAUGGUUCUGAAACGCAAUGCGUCGAAACCGGUAGACGAGCAGACUUCCUUGAUGAAAAGUAGUUCUAUCUACCAGCUGUGUCCGUUCUUGGAUGAACGGAAUAUUCUACGCGUUGAUGGCAGAAUCUCAGCUGCGCCGAAUGUGGAUAAUAAUACUAAGUUUCCAGUGAUCCUUCCUAGAAAGCAUCCUUUGACAGCUCUAAUCUUGGACCGCUAUCACCGUAGAUAUUUGCACGGAAAUACAGAAACCGUAGUGAAUGAAAUUCGCCAGCUUUACCACGUCCCAAGACUCAGAACAGCAGUGACCAAGACAGCUAAAGCGUGUCAAUGGUGUCGAGUAUACAAGAGUUCUCCGAAAGUUCCCCGUAUGGCACCGUUGCCCUUAGCAAGAAUGGCAUCUUUUGUACGACCUUUCACGCACACCGGCCUAGAUUUUUGGGCCAUUGACAGUGAAGAUCGGAAGGAGCAACGCUAA